AUGUGCCUUUCUAAUAGAACUAAUCUUAAAUCAUCCGGAGUUUCGAAUUGUAAAAAUUUCAAUUCGAAAAAUUGCUCAAAAUAUGCUUUAAGGGAAGUUGACGGAAAAAAUGAAAAGAAAAGUUCCUUAUGUACCUUCCGUUCCAAGAACCUUAUAUUAAUAAUUGGAAUAAUAUAUGUAGCUAUAUUG
Messenger RNA from Plasmodium gaboni, 189 nucleotides. Its product is annotated as glycophorin binding protein. The record is from RefSeq and is a predicted model, not a curated record. The transcript has a single exon. The annotation marks the transcript as partial. NCBI's taxonomy places the organism in Eukaryota, Apicomplexa, Aconoidasida, Haemosporida, Plasmodiidae.